AUCGUCACAAUUCCAACAUGGUCGCGGUGAUUACACAGUCAAGUAAGUUUGUGGUGAGCCCAAGCCCAGUUCGUUCAGUGUUCUCGAGGUGCGUGUACUCCAGAAUUGUAUUUAUUGCGAGAACAUGGCAUAUAGUGCUCAUGAAUACAUUGACAUGGUUAUUACAUACGGUGCAUGCGGAGGAAACAGUCAUGCAACAAGCCGUCUCUAUGCGGAACGAUUUCCCGGACGCAAACAACCCAAUUCCAGCUCUAUUCUGAGAUGUAUCCAUCGUUUACGUGAAACAGGAUCAGUGUUCGUAACUCCAUCAUUUAGACGACAACGUGGUGUAAAAAAGCGUGCUUGCAUUGAGGAGAAAAUUCUGCGAGCAUAUGAAAAUGGAAAGAAUGUGUGCCAUAUAGCUCGUUCGUUCGGUGUGUCUCGAAGCAAUAUAUACCGUAUACUCGAUCGGUACGAAGUGCGUCGGUUUGAUCAACUUGAGCGAGAUGAAAAUCAGAGGGAUACUUGUGAAGACGUAUCGAAUGUCUCUGCAAUCGAGAAAUCUACGGGCAAAAAAAAUAACAUCAAAAUUACAAAUGACAAGAGUUGUUUGUCGAAGGAAGACAUAGAGAAGACGGUAAACGAAGACGAAAAGUACCGAUCUUCCGCCAAAAAUGCUCUCGAGUUAUACUGCUCCAACAUGAAGAAUAUGAUAGACACAAUUAAAGAUAAGAUCGAUGCGUCCGAUAAGGAGAAAGUUCUUUUUAAGUGCAAUGAAGUCAUCUCUUGGUUAGAAGCCAAUCAAUUGGCAGAGAAGGAAAAAUUCGUUGACAAGCAGAAGGAAUUGGAAGCCAUAUGUAAUCCCAUUGUCACGGAAUUAUAUCAAAGUGGCGAAACGUCUGAUGGUUUCUCUGAUACUGGCGGAGCAGAAUCUAAUCCUAGUGAUGGCACUGGACCAACUAUCGAGAAAGUCGAUUAAAUGAAUUGGCGAACUCCUGUUUUUCUUUUAUUACAACUAUAUUAAAUUUUGUAUCAUUUAAUUUUGUUUCAUUCAACAA
Acromyrmex echinatior (Panamanian leafcutter ant) is the source of this 1037-nucleotide messenger RNA. RefSeq names its product heat shock 70 kDa protein 1-like. Gene Ontology annotation, molecular function: ATP-dependent protein folding chaperone; ATP binding. The record is from RefSeq and is a predicted model, not a curated record. Lineage: Eukaryota; Metazoa; Arthropoda; Insecta; Hymenoptera; Formicidae.